CCCGGGGAAUAAAAGAAGCCAGUGACACAAGAACCCUUACAUUCAAUGCCUCGGCCUCGGCCCAUAGAACAUUGAUCGACUGUCACAUACCUACAAUUAAAAGAGAUGCUUUUUUGAAAGUGUCAUGUGACGACGAGGGGUGUAAAACCGCUUGUUUCUUUUUGCUCAGAACAUCCAGACUUUAAACCUAGUUUCCAUCCUCUCCCGCAUCUUCAAUCUUCGAUGUCCUCGCCUUGUAAUUAUGGGUCCGACAUCUCCAGUGGAGUCUUACAUCGCCGUCAAGCCAGCCCCUGAUCUAGGCGCCGAUGUCUACACCAACGAUAAAAAAUUCCCAACAACCCGCCACGGCGGGCGCACCGUCUUCGGCGGACUACUAGUCUCUCAAGCCAUAUCAGCGGCCAACGCCACAGUACCGGCUGAUUUCCACGUGUACUCCUCGCAAUCAUCCUUCGUGCGCGCCAUCAGCGACAAAGCCAACGGCAUCAUCAACUACCACAUCGAGCGCACCUCCUCCGGCCGCACCUACGCCACGCGUCUCGUCCGCGCCAUCGCAGACAACGUCUGCGUCUACAUCGCCAUCAUCUCGUUCCAGAGCUCCAAGAUAUCCGCCGGUAGCGCGCUAGCUUACAACGUCCCGAUGCCCGAGCUAGACGACACCCCAGAGGAAAUCUCCCAGGAAAUCAGCAAGCAGUUUAAUGCUUCGCAUACGGGUGAGUCCGGCGGCGUGUUGCAGGCUUUUGCGCCGGAGGAGAAGCCGUUCGAUUGGCGCCCCUCGGGACAUAUCCUAGGCGACGACCCGACGGAGUCUUGUUUACGCGGGUUUGUUCGCGCACGUCCGUUGUCUACUAGGUCGCCUGCGGCACACCUAGCGGGGUUGGGUUACGCAUCGGAUGAAAAUCUUCUGGGCGUAGCGAUUGUGUCGAAUCCCGAGCACGUGGGCCGAGGGGGGCGUAAUGUGGCGAUGGUUGCGAGUCUCAACCAUAACAUAUCAUUCCACGAUCCGAAUGUCAAGGUUGAUGAGUGGAUGGUGUGCGUGCGCAAUACGAGUUGGGGCGCGGAUGGGAGGGUGCUUGUUCAUCAGCGGAUGUGGGAUUUGAAGAGUGGUCGUCUUGUCAUGACGACUGAGCAAGAAGCUCUGGUCAGGUUGAAAAAUGCUAAACUCUAAAAGGCCUGUUGUUUCUUGUUAGCAUCACCACCCAUGCGCUCAUUUAUCCUUGUAUACAGCGAUGAAGGCUAAGUCUUCUGCCACUUCUUGUCAUGGUAUUGUACUUAAUACACUGAUU
Annulohypoxylon maeteangense is the source of this 1283-nucleotide messenger RNA. Its product is annotated as Thioesterase/thiol ester dehydrase-isomerase. The coding region runs from base 242 to 1165 and encodes 307 amino acids. Gene Ontology annotation, biological process: fatty acid catabolic process; acyl-CoA metabolic process. Lineage: Eukaryota; Fungi; Ascomycota; Sordariomycetes; Xylariales; Hypoxylaceae. The record is from RefSeq and is a predicted model, not a curated record. Gene Ontology annotation, molecular function: fatty acyl-CoA hydrolase activity. The transcript has 2 exons. Gene Ontology annotation, cellular component: peroxisomal matrix.